UUUCUUACUGUGUACUUUCCACCACCUUUUUCCCAGCUGAUCAUAAUUGUACCAGUUCGGGAUAAAUCACGUUAAUUCCCGUCUCUCACCGGGGCCACGGUGCACUCUGGGUGAAAACAAGAUGCAGGCAGGAGCGCGCUCGUGGAAAACGCACGCAACACGCGGGGAGAGUACGCGGAACAGCCAAUCAGAUCGUCAAUGCAGUGCAGCCGGCGUGGUAUGUAAGUAACCGGUAAACACAGAACCGCCGCACGGAACACGCACAACGGCGGUUGAGAAAGACACGUCCAGACAGAACUACGUUGUUCAACGCGUUUACUGAGCACAAGCAACAGCAGCAAGAGGUCACCAUGACUGACAGGAAGGCUGUCAUAAAGAAUGCUGACAUGUCAGAGGACAUGCAGCAGGAUGCUGUGGACUGUGCCACUCAGGCCACGGAGAAAUAUAACAUUGAGAAGGACAUGGCUGCUUACAUCAAGAAGGAGUUUGACAAGAAGUACAACCCCACGUGGCAUUGCAUUGUGGGUAGAAACUUUGGCAGCUACGUGACGCAUGAAACCAAACACUUCAUCUACUUCUACCUGGGCCAGGUGGCCAUCCUGCUCUUCAAGUCUGGUUGAACCCCUACACCUUAACCGCUACUCCCUAACCACCUGACGUCUACCUGGGCCAUCCUCCAGCUCUCUCUCUCCUCCCCUCUCCACUGACCGAGGCAGGCGCUACUCCCUAACCACCUGACGUCUACCUGGGCCAUCCUCCAGCUCUCUCCUCCCCUCUCCACUGACCGAGGCAGGCGCUACUCCUCACCUGGAUUGUGAUAUACUGAUAGUUGAGGCCACACACACAUUGACUUGAAGAGUUCUAGAUGAUUCUCCAUUGUGUCUGUGCGGUGCUGCAUGGGCCAUGUACAUGGUGUGCAUCUGUUGCAGUAGAAUAAACAUGAUGGUGUGCAUCCCAAAUGGCACCCUGUCCCUAUACACUAUUCCUUAUGUAGUGCACUACUUUUGACCAGGGCCCAUAGGGAAUAGGGGGUCCAUUUGGGACACACAUGAUGACUACAUGUGUAUAUGUUGCAGUAUGAGAAACAUGCUACUCAUGGAGUUGCUGAAGACUACAAAGAACAGAUUAUUAUGUUAAAAUGUGUUAUUUKUUUUUCUGUUGCUCAGCUGUAUAAAAUGCUUUGACUGUUGCUUCUGUGUMGUUCAUAAAGAUUGGUUGAACACUA
Salvelinus sp. IW2-2015 is the source of this 1225-nucleotide messenger RNA. Its product is annotated as dynein light chain 2, cytoplasmic-like. Gene Ontology annotation, molecular function: dynein intermediate chain binding. Lineage: Eukaryota; Metazoa; Chordata; Actinopteri; Salmoniformes; Salmonidae. The record is from RefSeq and is a predicted model, not a curated record. Gene Ontology annotation, biological process: microtubule-based process. Gene Ontology annotation, cellular component: cytoplasmic dynein complex.